Molecule: messenger RNA, 913 nt
Organism: Astyanax mexicanus (Mexican tetra)
Lineage: Eukaryota; Metazoa; Chordata; Actinopteri; Characiformes; Acestrorhamphidae
Gene: cdc26
Product: cell division cycle 26 homolog
Exons: 2
Coding region: 454-717 (87 amino acids)
Biological process (GO): regulation of mitotic cell cycle; anaphase-promoting complex-dependent catabolic process; protein K11-linked ubiquitination
Cellular component (GO): anaphase-promoting complex
Source: RefSeq, a predicted model, not a curated record
AGCUAGAGUAGUUACCAACUUCCGGCAGACAAGGCAACAACCGCCAACUUGCUUGCUUGGCGUUAAAUGUAUAUAUCGAUAUUUAUACUCUAAAUUCGAUAUUAAGUCGGGGCUGUUCUCGACACUGCUAACGCUAGCUAUAUAACAGCUAUAGAUCCAGUAGUAAACGCCUUUAUGGGUAAAUAACGUGCUGUUAGAAACACAGCAGCAUUAUCAUACUGGACCUGUUUACUAUAUUAAGCUAGCUUUAACUUAGCUCUUUAAAAAGUCAUUUCUCCAUAAUAUUUUGUUGAAAAUGACGUUUUUUCUGCUGUCUCGGUGACAGCUUAUAACCAGCGCUGUGCUGAACCGUGGUUUUACAGCGGAAACAGCUGUGAAAUAUCGAUAAACAGUGUAUUUCAGUUCUAUACAUAGCUGUUAACUGCAGUAUUAGCUACCCAGCCUCCUAAAAUCAUGCUUCGCCGAAAACCAACACGACUGGAGCUGAAGCUGGACGAUACCGAGGAGUUUGAAGGAGUGAAGAAGGAGCUUGAGAGUCGGAAGAAACAGCGAGAUGAAGUGGAUGUGGUUGGAGUUCCAACAUCAAGUGAGAUGAGCGGUGCUUCAGGAGGUGCUGAGGGCAAGACCAGAGAGCAGAUGAUCCACGAGCGAAUCGGAUACAAACCUCACCCAAAGCCAAACACUCUACCAUCAUUAUUUGGAAACCUUCAGUUUUGAGCGGAGGACUGUGUAAAGUGUGCAACAGUGCCAUUAUGACUUUAAAGUAACCUGUUUUGCUAUGGGCUGAGAAGAGGAUCAAAGUCAUAACCACUGCAUUUUAAGGACUAACCAGGCAAAGUUGUUUCCUUGCUUAUUUUUGCAAGCAUUCUCUUAUUUGUUAGAGAUCAAUAAAAUCUCCCUCUAUUUUCUAAAA